Messenger RNA from Cavia porcellus (domestic guinea pig), 4538 nucleotides. It is a transcript of the gene Usp28, whose product is annotated as ubiquitin specific peptidase 28. The transcript is spliced from 26 exons. Gene Ontology annotation, biological process: regulation of protein stability; protein deubiquitination; DNA damage checkpoint signaling. The coding region runs from base 102 to 3530 and encodes 1142 amino acids. Gene Ontology annotation, cellular component: nucleus; cytosol. The record is from RefSeq and is a predicted model, not a curated record. Gene Ontology annotation, molecular function: cysteine-type deubiquitinase activity; protein binding. NCBI's taxonomy places the organism in Eukaryota, Metazoa, Chordata, Mammalia, Rodentia, Caviidae.
GGGUGCAGGCGGGGCCUUCCCGGCUGCUGGGGUGGUGGCGGCGGCGGCAGCGGCGGCGGCGGCGGUGGGAGCCCGGCGGUCCGCGGAGCGCAGCCUCAGCCAUGACUGCGGAGCUGCAGCAGGACGACGCGGCCGGAGCGGCUGACGGCCACGGCUCGAGUUGCCAAAUGCUGUUAAAUCAACUGAGAGAGAUCACGGGCAUUCAAGAUCCGUCCUUCCUACACGAAGCUUUAAAGGCCAGUAACGGCGACAUCACCCAGGCUGUCAGCCUGCUCACUGAUGAAAGAGUUAAGGAGCCCGGCCAGGACACCGAGGCCACCGAGCCUUCCGAAGUAGAGGGCAGUGCCGCCAACAAAGAAGCAUUAGCAAAAGUGAUAGAUCUUACCCAUGAUAACAAAGAUGACCUUCAGGCUGCCAUUGCUUUGAGUCUAUUGGAGUCCCCCAAAAUUCAAGCUGAUGGAAGAGAUCUUAACAGGAUGCACGAGGCAACCUCUGCAGAAACCAAACGCUCAAAGAGAAAGCGCUGUGAAGUCUGGGGCGAAAACCCCAACCCAAAUGACUGGAGGAGAGUGGACGGCUGGCCAGUCGGCCUGAAGAAUGUUGGCAACACGUGUUGGUUCAGUGCUGUUAUUCAGUCUCUCUUUCAGCUGCCUGAAUUUCGAAGACUUGUGCUCAGCUACAGUCUGCCACAAAAUACACUUGAGAACUGUCGCAGUCACACGGAAAAGAGAAAUAUUGCGUUUAUGCAAGAGCUUCAGUAUUUGUUUGCUCUUAUGAUGGGAUCAAAUCGAAAAUUUGUAGACCCUUCUGCAGCCCUGGACCUGUUAAAAGGAGCAUUCCGAUCAUCCGAGGAACAGCAGCAAGAUGUGAGUGAAUUCACACACAAGCUCCUGGACUGGCUGGAGGACGCUUUCCAGCUAGCUGUUAACGUGAACAGCAAUCCCAGGAACAAAUCUGAAAAUCCCAUGGUGCAGCUAUUCUACGGUACUUUCUUAACUGAAGGGAUUCGUGAAGGAAAGCCCUUUUGUAACAACGAGACCUUUGGCCAGUACCCCCUCCAGGUAAACGGUUAUCACAACUUAGACGAGUGUCUGGAAGGGGCCAUGGUGGAGGGUGACAUUGAGCUUCUUUCUCCUGACCAUGCAGUGAAGUAUGGACAAGAGCGUUGGUUUACCAAGCUACCUCCAGUGCUGACCUUUGAGCUCUCAAGAUUCGAGUUCAAUCAGUCCCUUGGGCAGCCAGAAAAAAUUCAUAAUAAGCUGGAAUUUCCUCAGAUUAUUUAUAUGGACAGGUACAUGUACAAGAGCAAGGAGCUCAUUCGCAGUAAGAGAGAGUGUAUUCGGAAGCUGAAGGGAGAAGUGAAAGUCCUGCAGCAGAAACUGGAAAGAUAUGUGAAGUACGGCUCGGGCCCCGCCCGGUUCCCGCUCCCCGACAUGCUGAAGUAUGUUAUCGAAUUCGCCAGUACAAAGCCUGUGUCAGAAAGCUGUCCGUCUCCGAGCAACACACAUGGGCUGCUGCCAGAUUCUUCGGUACAGUGCUCAGUUUCUGACCUGGCGGCCAAGGACAGUGUAAGUCUAGAAUGCUCCUCAGAGGACGUUGACCGCACCUUUGUUCCCCAUGAAGACCAUCUGCACGGGUCCGAGGGGAUGGACAGGCCGCCGCCCUCCCGCCGGCCCCCCCUGGGAAUGCCUGCACAGCCCGCCCCUCGAACCGUCACGCCUGAGGAGAUGGCCUUUGUUAGGACCUGUCUCCAGAGGUGGAGGGGUGAAAUUGAACAAGACAUACAAGACUUAAAGAGUUGUAUCGCCAGCACCACGGAGGCUAUUGAGCAGAUGUACUGUGACCCUCUCCUUCGCCAGGUGCCUUAUCACCUGCAUGCAGUCCUCGUUCACGAAGGACAAGCCAACGCUGGACACUACUGGGCCUACAUCUAUAACCAGCCCCGCCAGGUCUGGCUCAAGUACAAUGACAUCUCCGUCACUGAGUCUUCCUGGGAAGAACUUGAAAGAGAUUCGUACGGGGGCCUGAGGAAUGUCAGCGCUUACUGUCUGAUGUAUAUUAAUGACAAGCUGCCCCACGUUAACGCAGAGACCUCCCCAGAUGAAUCGGAUCAGAUGAUAGCAGAACUGGAAGCCCUGUCUGUUGAACUCAAACAUUACAUUCAGGAAGACAACUGGAGGUUUGAGCAGGAAGUAGAGGAGUGGGAGGAAGAGCAGUCUUGCAAAAUCCCUCAAAUGGAAUCCUGUUCGAGCCCCGCGUCCCAGGAAUUCUCUUCUUCACAAGAGCCCGCAGCAGCCCCUGCUCCCGGCGUCCGCAGCCUGUCGUCCGAGCAUGCCGUGAUCGUGAAGGAGCAGACCGCCCAGGCCAUCGCCAACACGGCCCGCGCCUACGAGAAGAGCGGCGUGGAGGCAGCCCUGAGCGAGCUUAAAGAAGCUGAACCCAAGAAGCCCAGGCCCCAGGAAGCAAACCCUUCAGAGCAGUCAGAGCGGCCCCCGCAGGCUCAGGCCGCCGCCCCGCCUGGCUCUGAGGUCUCUGAAGUGGACAUCCCCAGUGUGGGAAGGAUUCUGGUUAGAUCUGAUGCAGAUGGCUAUGAUGAGGAGGUGAUGCUGAGCCCUGCCAUGCAAGGGGUCAUCCUGGCCAUAGCUAAAGCCCGUCAGACCUUUGACCGAGAUGGGUCUGAAGCAGGGCUUAUUAAGGCGUUCCAUGAAGAAUAUGCCAGGCUCUAUCAGCUUGCCAAGGAGGCCCCCUCCUCUCACAGUGACCCGCGCCUUCAGCAUGUUCUUGUCUACUUUUUCCAAAAUGAAGCACCCAAAAGGGUCGUAGAGCGGACCCUUUUGGAACAGUUUGCAGAUAAAAAUCUGAGCUAUGAUGAAAGAUCAAUCAGCAUUAUGAAGGUGGCUCAGGCUAAACUGAAGGAAAUUGGUCCUGAUGAUAUGAAUAUGGAAGAGUACAAGAGGUGGCAUGAAGAUUACAGUUUGUUUCGGAAGGUGUCCGUGUACCUCCUGACAGGUCUGGAACUCUACCAAAAAGGAAAGUACCAGGAAGCACUGUCCUACCUGGUCUACGCCUACCAGAGCAAUGCCGCUCUGCUGAUGAAGGGGCCCCGCAGGGGUGUGAAGGAGUCAGUGAUUGCUUUGUACCGAAGAAAGUGCCUUCUGGAGCUAAAUGCUAGAGCAGCUUCACUCUUUGAAACCAACGAUGACCACUCUGUAACCGAGGGCAUUAAUGUGAUGAAUGAGCUGAUCAUUCCGUGCAUUCACCUCAUCAUUAAUAACGACAUCUCCAAGGAUGACCUGGAUGCCAUUGAAGUCAUGAGGAACCAUUGGUGCUCUUACCUUGGGCAGGACAUUGCAGAAAAUCUGCAGCUGUGCUUAGGGGAGUUUCUGCCCAGGCUUCUGGAUCCUUCCGCAGAAAUCAUUGUCUUGAAGGAACCACCAACCAUUCGCCCUAAUUCUCCUUACGACCUUUGUAGCCGAUUUGCAGCUGUCAUGGAGUCAAUUCAAGGGGUUUCCACUGUGACAGUGAAAUAAGCACCUCCCGUGCGAGGCCCACCGUGCUCUCCGGUUGCCUGCUUGUAGCGCAGCAGUCUGUCACCACAGCGUUCUCGGGGAGAGGAUUAGGUGGGUAAGUGAGGCUCACCGCCACACCCCCCUGCUGCCUGUUUCAGCAGGGCUAAAGACAAAGUUGCACUUUGUAGGUUCAAAGUUAGAAAAGCUGUUCACUUGUAGAAAAGGCAGGAAGCAGUGUGGUGUGCUGAGGUCUUGAAUUAUGCCUGAAGACCUGAAAUGCCUUGAAGCCACACGCUUGGGCUUUCUCUAAUCCCUUCACCGCUUUUUAAAUUAUCCUUCAGGCAUAAAUAUUUUUGACAGCAGACUAGAAGAGUGACUCCUCAGAACCUGACCCCAUGAGCAGCUCCUAGUUAUUUCACCAGGUACAGAUGGCAUUUUAAAAUUCGGAAUCAGGAGAGACGAGGAAUGCAAACCCUGCCUUGCUCUUGAUGAGAGGAGAGCACAGCGGGCUUCUGCGAGCCCUCGUGGGUGGACGUAAGCUCGCGUGGCAGGAGGUCUGGAAGGUCAAAGCUGCACCUCCUUUCUUGUGUCUCCUGUGUUUUUAAAUAAGUCACAAGGCCUCAUUCGCAGGCCUGAGUAAAGGGAAGACUGCAAGAGCUUUGGACAGAACAGCUUUGUGCAGGUCGGCUGACGAUGGCGUUGUAGUACAUUCAGGCAGAAUUCUCCCCUCUCUGAAAAUUGUCGGAAACAGAUGUCUGAGGCCGCUGGCUGCCCGGUAGAACAUUUGAUUCCCCCUGUCCUUUUUUGGUUUUAACAAAUCAGGAAUAUGGAUUUGUAAAAAGAAGAAUAUAUAUAUAUAUAUAUGUAUGUAUAUGUAUAUGUAUAUUUAGAGAUAAAACUACUUUUAAAAUACUUCUAACUGGGAAUUACGUUUAAACCAAAAUUUGAUUAACACAGGAAACACGGGAAAGAACAACACUUGAUACAACUAUGCAGAUUUUAUAAUGUGCAAUAAAAGUAUUUGUUUUA